Molecule: messenger RNA, 1085 nt
Organism: Cannabis sativa
Lineage: Eukaryota; Viridiplantae; Streptophyta; Magnoliopsida; Rosales; Cannabaceae
Exons: 2
Coding region: 371-667 (98 amino acids)
Molecular function (GO): ribonucleoside triphosphate phosphatase activity
Source: RefSeq, a predicted model, not a curated record
CAUUUCUCAUGCAAUAAUUGUUGGUUUGAUAAGAUAUAAUUUACUUACUCAGAGUAGGAAAUUCAACUCAUUUCUCAUGUCUUGAAAAAGUCUUAUCGAAUUUGAGUCCUUGGCAGUUGACAGUGGCUCAACUCCAAAUACAUAACUUCAGAUAUAGUGUAAUGGUUGUUUUUCUAGGUAUAAUUUACUCAUGAGUAGGCAGAGGUUUUGUUGAAGGGUCAUGACUUAUUUAUCAUGUUUUGGAAAAUCCAUUAGCCAUUUUGAAUUCUUCGUCAAUUGGUUAGUUCAAUAGUAUAUUACUCAUUGUCUGCAAUGCAAAGUAUGUACCUUUGUCUUCUUAGAAUUUCAAAUAUUUUUUAAAGAGGUAAAAAUGUGCUUCUUACUACUCUCUCAGGUGAAAGAAGAUACUGAUCUCUUUAUCAUUGAUGAAGUUGGAAAGAUGGAGUUGUACAGUUCAUCUUGUUUCCCUGCUGUUCUUAAAGUUCUGGAAUCAAAUAUACCAAUCUUAGCUUCUGUUCCAAUUCCAAAAUCUGGACGUGAUAUACCUGGAGUUGCUAGAUUGAAGAAUCAUCCUGGUGCAACGAUCUUUACACUCACUGAGAGUAACAGAGAUGCAAUGAAAGAGCAGAUAUCCUCUCUUUUGGCUGAUUUACUGAGAAAAAUAUAGACCUUUAAGAGUGAUUGGAUUUGUAAUAUUUUAAGCUAUCAUUUUCCUCACUUGGGUCAGAGUUUGGUAUGCAGGCUAGUUUUAGCAGCAGGUCAAUGGAUUUAGAAUCAGUUAGUCUUUCCUUAUGACCGUUUCCUUCUCUAUAUUUGCUCUUUACAGUUUCUAAUAGAAAAAUACUGGACUUACCAUUAACUUAUGAAAGAAACUAUUGUCGUAUACUUGAUUUAACACAUGUUGUGCUUUCAAAUUGUUUGUAGCACACCCACACACCUUUUUUGACAUUUACAUGAAAAGUGUUAUAUGCCAAAGAAUCAGAGUAUUUGAAACAAAUAAACAAACAAAAGCCAACUGAAAUGUAUUUCGACUCAUGAUGAGUUGGACUCAAAUGGGGACUACGAGCUUCGUCUACCUUGUUCAG